AUGUUAUGCCGGGUCUUCCCUCUGUCCCCAUCGUGUGCGCCACGACAGGACCCGUCAUUCUCAAGCUCCAACUCGCUCAUCACCCGACCGAGCGACAAUGUCAUCUUCUACAACCCGACCUAUGCCGACAUGACCUUGCCCGUACAAGGACCGGCGAACCCAUGGGACGAUCGCAAGCUGGAAAAGAUGAAUAGCGUCACAGGUGAGCGACCACGCCCCCACCCAUCCUGCGCAGAGGCGCCACGCGGAGUCACAAGUGGUCUAGCUCGGAAUGCUGACGCCCGAUCGCAUGUAACUUUUCCAGGCCAUGUCGAACAACAAGCCUACUCUGAUCUGACAUUCCGGACGCAACAACGUACCUUCCAUGUCCACGGAUACGCGGCGAAUCCUUCAAUCCUGCGUGACGAGGUCAACGCGAACGGUCUCCAGGCCAUCGUCGGCGACGCUCGCAAAGCAGCGCAGAACGGCAACGCGACCGUACACGACGUCAAGAUCUCACGCGUCGAUGCCCGUGCGACCAAGCGGAAACGCAAGGGCAAGGGACAGCUCGGAGUCUUUGAUGACUCGGACCCUGAACCCGAGGGCGAGGAGGGCGAAGGCGAGGGCGAGGGCGAGACAGAGCAGGUCGUGCAGGAUGACGGAACUGUCAUCGAGGUACCCAAGGUCAAUGCACCGAAGAAGGACAAGGUGCAAAAGGAGUACUUGGGGCCAUGGGCCGGCUGGGAAGGCGAGAACAUUGGGGUCGUCAACCCGAGCGAAGCAGAGUACGAGGUGCAAGAGGAACGAGGUGGUGCACCUCUGAACAAGAAGCAGAGGAAGGAGGUCAUCAAGGAUAGUGGCAAGGAAGUUGGAUUUGGGCAGGAGAAAAGUGUCUUCCAUGGUACGUCGAGUCGGAAUCAGAAAAUGCAAGUCGUUAGGUGAACUAAUCUCGGUGAACCCAUCCACAGGCAAGGAAACGCACGACUACCUCGGCCGGACCUACAUGCACAUCCCAACAGACGUCGACGUCAACCUCACGGCCGAAUCGGGUACGCAAGAGUGCUUUGCGCCCAAAAAGGUCAUCCACACCUGGUCCGGUCACACUAAAGGUGUCAGUCGGAUCAAGUUGUUCCCUAAAUCGGGUCACCUCAUCUUGUCGGGCUCGAUGGAUACAAGGGUCAAGGUAAGCACACACUUGAGAACAAGGUCUUUUUUUGUAGUAUUAACUGGGUACUCCCAUACUACAUUGCCAGCUGUGGGACGUUUACAAGGAAGGCAAAUGCUUGCGAACGUUCAUGGGGCACUCCAAGGCCGUUCACGACGUUACUUUCGACAAUGACGGCGCUCAAUUCCUGUCAUGCGCGUUCGAUCGUCAGAUGAAGUUGUGGGACACCGAGACGGGGGCGUGCAAGCAGGCCUUCUCGAACGGCAAGAUUCCAUACACGGUCAAAUUCAACCCCAACAACAAUAAUGUCUUUUUGGCGGGUAUGCAUGACAAGAAGAUCAUUCAGGUAAAGCAUCCCGCUCAUAAUCAUUCAGGCGUACGAUGCUGAGUAUCGGCUCCGUGUCUAUCCCUCUUAGUACGACAUGCGGUCCGGAGAGAUUGUGCAAGAAUACGACCAGCAUCUCGGACCGGUCAACACGAUCACGUUCGUCGACGAGAACCGACGCUUUAUCACCUCGUCUGACGACAAGAUGAUGCGCGUAUGGGACAUUGAUAUCCCUGUGCCGAUCAAACUCAUUGCCGAACCGUCGAUGCACUCGAUGCCGGCCGUCAGCAAACAUCCCAAUGGUCAGCUCUUCAUGGGAGAUCGAGUUUUCGCAGCGUGUUCUGACGAAUCCGUACGGUCUGUGCAUAGGCAAAUGGUUGGCGAUGCAGUCGCUCGAUAAUCAGAUUUUGAUCUUUGGUUCGGACAACUUCAAGCAAAACGUGCGUAGCUCAGGACGCCGAUGUUCAUCCGAUGGAGGGAGCAAGCUGACAGGUACCCUCUCUGAUCGGGUUUGCACACAGCGCAAGAAACGUUUCGCGGGACACACGAUCGCAGGGUACGCGUGUGAGCCGCAGUUCUCCCCCGACGGUCGUUACCUAUCUUCGGGCGACGGUCAUGGCAGUCUGGUGAUCUGGGACUUCAAGACAUGUCGCAUCGCGCAUCGGCAAAAAGUGCAUUCGCAGGUGUUGCUCUCGCACGCGUGGUUGCCGCAUGAGACGGUGCGUUGUAAACUUGUGACGUGGCACUGUGGCAGAUCUGAUGCGUACUGAUGCGGCCUCUGGUAUUUGUGUAUGGCUACAGAGUAAGGUCAUUACCUCGUCGUGGGACGGCUCGAUCAAGUGCCUCGAUUGA
Messenger RNA from Microbotryum saponariae, 2321 nucleotides. NCBI's taxonomy places the organism in Eukaryota, Fungi, Basidiomycota, Microbotryomycetes, Microbotryales, Microbotryaceae. The record is from the annotation of a GenBank genome assembly.